Messenger RNA from Chara braunii, 4243 nucleotides. Lineage: Eukaryota; Viridiplantae; Streptophyta; Charophyceae; Charales; Characeae. The record is from the annotation of a GenBank genome assembly.
GAGUGGUUUGCAAUGCCCAGCUUGUGGUCAACGACAAUUUUUCUUCAAUGCCAAGCCAAACAAGAGUCGUGGGGGCGGUCGCGUCGAACGAAUGAGAGAGAAGCAUAACGGGACACGCAAACCAUGUGCCCCGAUGCCCACGUUAUCUAUUCCCGCCGUCCCAGCCACUUGCGACACGUGGCACGACAUGAGGACAAUGAUGACGACGGUGAUGAACACGAUGAUAGUGACGAUUACGGUGGUGAUGUUGAUCUGGGCGACGAUGUCACUGACGAUGAUGACGAUGUUGAUGACGAUGAUGAUGUCAAUGAUGAUGUUCGUGAUGAUGAUGAUUGUGAUAACGACGAUGAUGAUGAUGACGAUGAUGACGACGAUGAUGACGAUGUUGAUGAUGGCGAUGAAAACGAAGAUGACGAUGGCGGUGAUUUCAAUGACGGCGACGAUGUCGCUGAUGAUGAUGAUGUUGUUGAUGACGUUGAUGAUGUUGAUGAUGUUGUCGAUGAUGAUGACGAUGUUGAUGACGUUGACGAGGUUGAUGAUGAUGUUGUUGAUGAUGAUGAUGAUGUUGAUGAAGAAGAUGAUGAUCAUGAUGACAAUGAUGGUGAUGAUGAUGAUGAUGAUGAAGAUGAUGACGCUGAUGGUGGUGGCGACGAUGAUGGUGAUGAUGGGGGCGAUGAUGAUGAUGAUGAUGAUGGCAAGCAAGAAUCACCGGGCCGCUCGCGACUUGAAACAGUUCUUCGAGGAGGCGCAGUUCUUCAACGACGGCGAAGCGCACACGAUGGCGCAACUGUUCGACAAGGGAUCAGCGCAAACAGCGUUGGCCACUUGCUGACGCAGGAUGCAGAGACGAGAUGUCGAAGCGAAGACAACCGAACCACAGACGACAGUUGUCGACGAGAGGAAGCCCCUGCGCCCACGCCCGCCGCCGCCUGGCGCAACAGCGGAGCAGAAAAGGCGAUGGAGGAUAUCGCUGACGGGACGCCGAGCGCGAAUGCGCUCGUCGGGCUCGAGAUGCGAAAGGGCUGCCCCAGACCCGAGGCAGCUGAGCGUCCGACUGUCGUCGCACCCCACGGAAAGACCCGCGUGUUGCGUGAUGGAGGGGACCUUCUCGACACCACGCAUCUUCGAGUCGAUCUUCUCGAGACCACAGGCCAUGAGUGCCGAGACGCACAUUUGCUUAGCAGAACCUUUUCGUCCUUGUGCGAAAUCCGUGCGGCAUUUCAACGGUGUGACGACGAUCCACGGAGCGACCGCAGAAGACUUCGACGAGGACCUAUGGAUGACCGUCGUUCUGUGCAGGGACUUGACGACUGGGGCGAGGGCAAUUGGGCCAACAAUAUGUCUUCGUCCAGGGGCGAAGGGGAGCCUGCAGCGACCUCCGGGAUGGGAUCUGGGAAAGAUUCUACAAAACGGUCGUCCACAACCUCGAGGACGUGGUCCGACCACACUAGGUCGAAAUGGUUCGUCGACUGGUGCUGUGCUGAUGCUGCGAGCCCAGUCCAACAGCCGUGUGGUUCUGUGAUCUUCGUCGAAGCCAACAAGCGCCGCAGGGUUCUGGGGUUUGUCUUGCGGUGGGAGAAUGCGAAAGACAGUCGUCGACAGUUUUACAUGAAACAUGUGUACGGUUCGAAGGGGAACGUCGUCGCCAGUGCCAAGGGGGCAGUUCUCGACAUGUGUCUGUUCGAGGGGUUCGGAGCGGGUGUUGCGAACACCCCGUUCUACAACGACCUCCGGCGACAGGGCGGGUUUGUUUUGGGGCGAGAGUUUUUCGACCUGUUGGAGGACAAGGGCAUCGCCCUCGACGUCCCUUGCGAAGUCGGUCCCGACCUGGAACUGUCGAUGCCUUUGCAGCCGUGCGGCGGUUGUGAGUCGAGCGGGGCAGCGGGGGAGGGGGGUGAUCUGGGUUCCGGGGAGGCUACACAUGUGCAGUGGGAGGAUGCCAGAGGUCAGUUUGACGACAACAAAGAUGAGGCGAUACCUCGUCCGCCGUUUUCGCCGUUGAGGGAAAGAGACAGGUUCGUGCUGUCCAUACCUGGGGUCCGGCAACAGACCGCAGCGGAUCCCGAAGAAGAGGGAGUCCUGUGUGGGUCUGACUUGGAUCCCGCCGAGGACCAUGGCGCGGAAGGCGAGGCCGUGGGCGGGGAGGGAGCGCAGGGCACUCCCCAAAAAAGGAGGGGAGAAUGUCAAGAAGAUUUGGUGGGCUCUUCGAAGAAAGAGAAGACCAAGACCCCGAGGACUACGGGAGAGAAACGGAAGGGGAGGGGGGUGGAAGAGGGCCACCUGGGUAGCAAACGUCCAGCUUCGAAACAUAAACAGCCUGAGUCGGGACCUUCUUCACCACGGCCUGCCAUCGACGUGGACGCCGGGUACUUCCUGGAGUACAAAGACGGCGUCAGGACAAGGCGGGAGUUUGAGAUCAGCCCGGCUCAGAUCGUUGACAUAAGGGAGUGGGAGAAUCUUUACAACCAGCGGUCGCUAGAUCCCGUCCUCGUGGAAACGAUAAGGGAAGCAAUGCGGUUUGCGUUGGAAAAUAAAGAACAGACGUACGAGUUGCCGGUCUUCAAGCUCGCACCACUGGGGCUUCAAAAACCAACUCCUGGGACCAAGGCACAACGUCUGAAGCCAGAGGAGUGGAAGGAUGAGCUGGCGGGAGAAUACUACUACUACGCGGUGUGCGGGCAGCACAACGCGGCUGCAGCCAGGUCGCUGCUCGGCAGCGAGGUGGCCAAGAAAUUGCUGAGCCACGAUGGGGCGAAGCGGACCGUCAAAAAGAAGAAGGUCAAAAACGUAAAGCCUGGGGUCGCCUACAUCCACAACGACAAAUUGGGCAAAACGGAGGUGGUGUACAACAUCCCCGUGGACCCGCUGAAUAAAAAGGGCAAAAAGGAGAAAGAGGAGGGCGAUUGGUUCGUGCAAGUGCCAGACCCGGACGCGCAUUGUUGGAAAGCAAUGGAAUCACUCACGGACAAUGAGAAGUGUCGCGUUAUGAAAAAGGUGCUUGCUUGCGAGGUCGUUUGGGUCCAGGCCGGCUCCCCAUCGUUGGCGAAGUUGGGAAAGCUCAGCGUGCAGGACAUGGUUCAGCUGGUGAAGUGCGACCGCGUGCUGGUCCGGUUGUGGAAUUACUACCAAUUCAAACACGAGAAGAGGCCGGACGAGGACUGGAUCCUAAGGUACCCUUUCCUGAAAUCGAGGUCUGCCGUGUUCAAGAAGUUUGAAGCCUUGGUUGCUCUGGGCAUUCGCUCGGCCAGAAAGCCGAAGUUCGCCGGGAUCCGAACUACGUCGGGUGAGGAGCCGCCAGAGCGGUUCGGAAUGCGAAGCUGCUCGGGGUCGGGGGAUCCAAGCACGGAUCGAGAAAUUCGCAGCAUUGCGGCGCGGAACGGAGACGUCGGAACGGUGUCGCCCUCGCGGGAGCGACGGCCGCAAGGAUUGCAGCGGGAGGCUGCAAGUGCAGGGUCCGGCGACACGGAGACCACGAAGUCCGCCGAGAUCCGAACUUCGUCGGGUGGGGGGUGUCGGCCAGGGAUUGUCGUGCCGUUGAGAGGGGCAGCGUGCAUGGGGACGGAAGGGCGGUCCUCGCGAUUCGGCACGGGUACCACGGAAGGGGACGAGUUUUGUGGGAGGGAAGUAGGGGAGGAAAGGGAGGAACAGAAGGGGGCGCAAGAAGGGGAGGAAGAAGGGGAAGAAGAGGUGGAAGGGGAGGAAGCGGGAGAAACAGAGCUAAUUGAUUUGUUUGAAGGAAGGGAGGGUGCUGGGUCUGGAGAGGACGAAGUGGAACACAGUGAGGACGAUGCCGGAUCUGGAGAGUCGUCUGACGAGUUCGGACAACUGUACGGAGAGCAUCACGAGGAUGAUGUCGACGACGAUGCCACGGCAAUAGAGAUGGAGACACAAGUGGUCAGCAGCCUUUCCGCAGAGCCUGAAGAUUAUGCGGUCCGGCCACUGACGUCUGCUGUCGACUUGCAGCACCGGUUCGACGAGGCUUCCGUCGCUAUCAGCCCGUAUGAAAAAAGUCGGCGUAUAAGCAUCGACGAAGUUAUCGACGGUAUCCUCGGCGACCACAACGUGUCUGCCCGUCCGUCCGCAACUGCCAACGUCGCAUCUUCCAUGGUAGCUGCCCUCGCUUCGUCGCCGCUGAAGUCUCUGGUGCUGCAGGCCACCCUUGCCGCCGAAGGGGAAGCGAGUGCGGUGGAGGACAGUAUUUGACGUCCCCAAAAAAAUCGAGGUUCGGCGGUCAAGCUCUCGA